Messenger RNA from Lasiodiplodia theobromae, 1062 nucleotides. RefSeq lists its product as uncharacterized. The transcript is spliced from 2 exons. Lineage: Eukaryota; Fungi; Ascomycota; Dothideomycetes; Botryosphaeriales; Botryosphaeriaceae. The coding region runs from base 1 to 1062 and encodes 353 amino acids. The record is from RefSeq and is a predicted model, not a curated record.
AUGCCGGACGCGCAUCGAAAGACACAGACCCCGCUUCUGAAUGAACUGUUUCCUGAGCUAGCACACGGUAGCAAAAGAGUUCGGAAACCAGCUCAUGAGGAGCAUGAGGUACCAAAGUUGAGCCUUGACUUUCAAAAACAAAACGUCAAACGACGACCAAAUUUGAUCGCGCGCGACGACUGGACCAACAAACGUAUGCAGGAAAUGUACGUGAAUGACAUUGUCGUUAUACAUCUUCACGGUCUUAGUAGCAACUUGAGCGAAGAAGAUAUUAAGCGUCUAGUGCCCCAGGCCAGCAAGGACAUCGAGGGCUGGUCGGACCCGGAUUUCAUCAAAGUUAUCCCUGUCCGCGACGACUACACAUUAGAGCGUUUGGAUCAGUACUACGUCCUCUUCCGCAACGUUCGCAGCGCUCGCGCCUUCCAAGACCGCGUGCGAGUUCUGCACGCAAAGACCAAAGCGCACGCCACAAGCUCUCUUCUUUCCGCCCUACCUCCCCCGCCCGGCUUCCGCGACGAUAGGGGCGACGAUCUCCAUGCCGCCCUGCAAUCAUACACUCUCGGCCCUCCCGCUAGCGACAGGGUCUAUUGUAACAUCGUCCCGCACCCGUACCCGCGCAAGCUCCACGAUCUGUUUGCCCGGGGCGGCUACGAGCCUAUAGUCGGUGCCGGCGGCGCCAUCGGCGCCGACGCUGAUAUCGACACUGUCGCUAAAGUCCUCCUCUGGUUCAUCGGACCUCAGCCAACCAUUGGCGAACUCCGCAAAACCAUUGCCCGCGACGGUAAAGACCGCGGCAUGCCUUGGGCCGUGGUUGACGGUAUCCACGGCCCAGAAGGCGUCAUCAGACUGACGCAUCACUCGAAAAACGAACCGGCUAAUAGUGAUGCUUCUGAAGAUCGCAUUGAGCGCAAGGUAGGAGUUCGGUAUGUCAUCAACUUCGAAAAUCGGAGCGAGGCGCAAAGAUUCUCGAGGAGGUGGCAUUGUGAAGCCUUUAGGUGGGGCGACGGUGUGUACGAGAACGGUGAAGGCCCGCCCGAAGCGAGAACAGAGGUGUUGUGGUAG